This is a messenger RNA of Paracoccidioides lutzii Pb01, 2139 nucleotides long. RefSeq lists its product as hypothetical. The coding region runs from base 1 to 2139 and encodes 712 amino acids. Gene Ontology annotation, molecular function: calcium ion binding; NADH dehydrogenase activity. The transcript has 5 exons. The record is from RefSeq and is a predicted model, not a curated record.
AUGCUGUCACUACGGGGGCACACGCGGUUAGCCCGCCCGUUCGCUCAAAGGAAUUCCAAAGCAUGUUCGCGUCAGCUCAAUCUCCCGGCACAAGCGCUCCGGAGCCCAAUACACAUAUGCCGACAAUAUUUUAAUACGCCAUACCCGGGCUGGUUCCCAUCUGCGCACGUAUCCACGAAACUCCACUCUGCAUCCCACAGUUCGCCGCGGUGGGCUCUUCGUUUUGCCUCCGCCAAACCCAUCCUCAGGCAACGAAGUAGGGUUGUGCAGGCUAUAUACAAUAUUUUUACAUAUUGUGGCAUUUUUGCAAUAUUUAGCGGAGCGCUUGUCGCCGGUUUUUUUAUCUACGAUGCGAGCACCUACCGUCACGACUUAAAUUUGCAGGAUAUCCCCGUCUCUGAAUUGGCGCUGAACCCCCGUCGAGGUGGACCUAAAAACCUUCCAAUUGCAGGUGUGCUGGUUGAUGACCAUGAUUCAGAAGCUAUGGAGGAACAAAGGGACAAACCGAGGCUGGUUAUCUUGGGAACAGGCUGGGGAAGCGUAUCUCUUUUGAAAACGUUGCACCCCGGUGAUUACCAUGUAACAGUGGUAUCCCCAGUCAAUUAUUUCUUGUUCACUCCUAUGCUACCUGCUGCGACUGUUGGGACGCUUGGCUUGAGAUCUUUAGUGGAGCCGAUCAGACUGAUUUUGCAGCGGGUUCAUGGACACUUCCUGUGCGCUGAAGCAGUGGAUGUUGAUUUUUCAGAGAAACUUGUAGAGGUAUCACAGAUAGAUAGCAGUGGGAAGGAACGACGUUUCUAUUUGCCUUAUGAUAAGUUGGUCAUUGGCGUUGGUAGGUCUAUCUCCUAUAUACUUCCUGAUUUCCCCUCCGUGGUUGAUAUUAACAAAAGUUUUGAAGGGUCAACAACGAAUCCGCAUGGGGUAAAAGGCCUUGAACAUUGUAAUUUCUUGAAAACCAUCGAUGAUGCGAGGAAAAUCAAAAACAAAGUCGUGGACAAUUUGGAACGGGCCUGUCUCCCUACAACAAGCGAUGGGGAGAGGAAAAGAUUACUUUCGUUCGUGGUUUGCGGCGGCGGACCAACGGGCGUCGAGUUCGCCGCAGAAAUCUUUGAUAUGCUCAAUGAGGAUUUGCUCCGGGCAUUUCCCCGGAUUCUCAGGAAUGAAAUCUCGGUGCACCUUAUUCAAAGCCGCUCUCAUAUUCUGAAUACGUACGACCAAACGCUCUCCGAAUACGCGGAGCGACGUUUUGCAAGCGAUCAAGUCGACGUCCUCACCAACUCGCGAGUUAAAGAGGUCAAAGCAGACAAAAUUCUCUUCACCCAAAUCGAAGACGGAAAGCAGGUUUUAAAAGAGAUCCCCAUGGGCUUCUGCCUUUGGUCAACGGGAGUUUCACAAACUGCACUCUGCAAAAGACUUGCUGAGAAGCUCGAUGCGCAGACUAACAAGCUGACACUUCUAACGGAUUCCCAUCUUCGGGUCAACGGAGCCCCACUGGGCGACGUAUAUGCAAUUGGAGAUUGCUCCAGCGUCCAAAACAACGUGGCAGAGAAUAUCGUAUCGUUUCUCCGAACCAUUGCCUGGGAAAAGGGCAAAGACCCAGAAAAGGUCCACCUCACAUUCGCAGAAUGGCGGAACGUAGCCCAGCGUGUGAAGAGGAGAUUUCCACAAGCAGCAAGCCAUCUACGUCGCUUGGACAGACUUUUCGAACAGUAUGACAAAGAUCGCAGCGGCACUCUUGAUUUCGAUGAACUUCGUGAAUUGCUGCUUCAAAUCGACUCCAAAUUGACGUCAUUGCCUGCGACUGCACAAAGAGCCAAUCAACAAGGCAAAUAUCUAGGCCGCAAAUUCAACAAGAUUGCCCAGGCCAUGCCUGGCAUGAGAGCUAACGAGAUUGAUUAUGGUGACCUUGACGAGGCAGUCUAUAAGGCCUUUCAAUAUAAACAUCUUGGCAGCCUGGCAUAUAUCGGCAACGCAGCAGUGUUUGACUUCAAUGGAAUGGGUUGGGGAGGCGGAUUGAUGGCUGUGUAUCUUUGGCGGAGUAUUUAUUUCGCGCAGAGCGUCAGUUUGCGAACGAGGAUUUUGUUAUCGAUGGACUGGGCGAAGAGAGCUAUGUUUGGAAGAGAUAUGAUGAGCUUCUAA